UGUACAACGCCAUUACUGUAUCACUUCCGCAUAGCCAUGGUAUUGCCACAAGAAGUUCUUUGGAGGACAGCCGGGUAUGAAAGCUGAUGCACAGCGGGCACGGGCCCAAGGCCAAGCCAGACCAUGGUCCUCCAGAAGGCCUUCCCAGCCAUCCGAACGCGAACGGACACCAACACCAGUGACCCGACCUGGUUCUGCAGCGCCCUGGACUAGCAGUCCUGACCCGUCCACUCCCCGACUGGGUUCUCCGUUGCUGUAUGGCGCAGUAGGCGUGUAUUCUGGUGUCCCACCAGACUUGGUGCUUCCUGCAGAUGGCCGGCAGUCUGGCGCCUUGCGGUUACAAGAAGGUGUUUUUCGCUCCCUUCGUCCGGACUCUGCAAGGUUUGGGCAGAAAGUCCCAAAGGAGGAAUUUGAUCGCCCAUCAACAGCCCCAGCAACAAGAGAGGCAAAGAAACACUUCACACGCGAAGGACCACAUCACCCCCAGGCUGGUAAAGAGGACCGUGUUGAUGACCGGCCGCAAACUGCACCUGUUACUGGCUCCAAGCAUAGGCUGUCACGCAGGUCUGAAUCAGAGGAAGCUAUUCUAGAGUUCGAAGGCUUCCUUGAGGGAGAUGAGGAGCAGGAUGGAGUAACGACAUUUAGUCCUGCUGAAAGGUAUGUGCAGCACCUGCAUGAACAGGACCAGGCUAUGGAGCAAGAUAUGACUGAGGAGAGGAACAUACGCGAACAGGCAGUCUCAAUGGCUUUGAGGACCACAGCCUUCAAUGCCAUGGCAUCCAGUCAAAUGGCAGUGACACUUCGCCGGGUUCCUUGGCGACCUGAGGUGUUCCUUGCCCUGAAAAAGCAGGCUGAUGAUCCCAUGUUGAGAACUUUGCUGCAGCGGCUUGUGUAUUCCUCAACCCGGAAGGCAAUAGCUCAGCAGUCCUAUUUCGUAUACUCCGACUCCCCGGCCAAAGACGAUGUUGGGGAGACGGUGAGCUUGUGGCCGCAAAUUGGGCACUGCGAUGUCAGAUGGUAUGGUGAAACUGCAACCCGCGUCUCCUUUGAGAUGAAGCCUUCCGUGAAAGAGGCCAGCCCAGAUGCGGUGGUUUCGAGCCAUUCUGUUCUGGACACCAUCAUUCAUCUCAAAACAGUUUGCCCGGAGCAUCCUACGGUCUUGAUUGCAGAGGUCGUUGAUUUUGACAUCAGUGGAGAUGUGGACCAACGGAAUGCGUGCAGCAUCGUACCAGAUGACUUGCUCCUUAGGUCCGACGUGGGAAGAUUUCUGGACCACAUCAAAAGGUCGUGUCGACAGUUCAACCAGAAAGACAAUCAGCCAAACACCCAGCUACGAGACUACAUGACAGACCAGGCCACCCCGUUUGUAGCACGCUUCAAUGAGGUGACAGUGUUCCGCGGCCCUGCCGAAAAGGGCUAUCCAUUCCUCAAGGAGACCAUUCAAGUUACAGUCCUGCUGAUGGCCAUGCCACGACAAAGGGCCACUUUGCAGCAGGUCCACUACCAGACCAAGCCUUCGGUCGACUGGUAUGGGCAUCUAAGCGAGUAUCAGUGUGUAGUAUCACGAUUUUUCCUACUCGCCCGGGCCAUUGAAGACCUCACCAAGAAGGGCGUUGAGGAGAAGAAGGCAGUCGUCGUUAUGCCCAUGCCAGGCUGUGCUUCCAACGUGCAGCAACCACACGACGCAGUGGCUAACUGCCUCAAGCAUUGGAAGCACAACUAUAGUCAGAUGUUCGAGUGCCUGCACGUUUGCUGCAGGAACCGACGUGGGCCUGACCAUGUUCUGACAGCUCGUGUUCGUGCGGCGGUGAAUCUACGUGAAAGACCAGCGCCUGGACUGGAUGCGCAUCACAGGCAUGGCAACACGAGGCAACCCAAGAGGAUAGUUCAGGACCGCGCCAUUUUGGAUGAUCCCUUGGAUGAGGACCAGACAGAUGAGGCUGUUGCCACCUUUCGAGAAAUGUCUGAGCGCGCGGUGGAGUUUGGAACCAGUAGAAGAGGUUCUAUCUCAUGGACAUCCAAGACGAUUUCGGAUUUUAUGAGGAAGAGGAAGGACCUGCAGGAGAUCAAAAAGGAGGAAUCUCCACCAAACAGGGCUCGCUCACAGGCGCUUGCUAUGGCCACACUCAGCAUGAUGAAGAAUACUGAUCAUCAAGCUGACGCGUUCGGCUACAUAAAAGACGAGGAGUCUGAAGAAGAACAAGAAGAAGGAGGUGCAAUCUCGGAAGACAACAUCCUGCGGAAGUCGCACAGUGAGAAACCUGAGAGAAGAGGCAGCGCACCAGACCUCUCAAAACACAGGGACAUCAUUAAGGGCCUUGACAACCAGGAGAGGAGGCGUAUGCGCAGGGCCUCAACGACAUGCGUUCGCUGGGAGAAGGAAAAUCCGGACUUGGCGUUGAGGAUGCCGGAGAAGGUUCGCGAAAUGCAUGCAAUGUGCCAGCUGGCUCAACAAAGCAUCCAAGCUAAGGCUGCUGGGAAGGUGAUAUUGGACACAAAACAAGCCGUCGUGAAAAACUUGGAUAGAAGAAGGCGAAGCUCAUUGACUGGACAACUUGGUGGAGGAGAAGACUUCCAGUUGGCUAGUGAUCCUCCAUCCCCGACAUCGGUCAGAGAAGUAGGUCUCAAAGCUGAGAGUCUUGGUCCAUCUGUGCGACCCAGCGCAAGUACUCGUUCACUGAAGCACUCAUUUGUAACCAAUGAGAGCUUGCAAAUGCGGUCCGCCACAAGAAGCAGGCUGUUAAGCCGGGUGAAAGACAGAAAAGACCAGAAGGACCAGAAUCAGAUAUCACGUGCCCAGUUUGGGAGCUCCAGAAGGUUUCCCAGAUCAGCGGCUUUGCUCAAGCGAGCACAGCGGCAAGCCGGCUUGCUCAAGGUGGCUGCAGGAGCGGCGAAUCAAGAGGUCCCAAGUGGGAUGCACAUGCGACCAGGCCGACGAGCAGCCUUCAACCUUGACAGCGGAGAAAGGUUUGUCCUGCCAGUACCUCCAGAUCGCCCCUUGGCCUCCAUGCACACGCAGUUCCGAAGGAGAAACAUGCGUGAGAACAUCAUGAUCUUCCGGGCAAGGUGCGAAGAUGACCUCACUCAGCAAGACUUGUUGGAUGUGGAACUAGCCACAGCUGAAUGUGAAGGUGAAAUCCUACGACUUUGCCGCAAGGCAGAAAAACUAUCGCCAAAAAAGAGUUAUUGAUCGACGAAGAAUGUUCGAUCAA
Molecule: messenger RNA, 3212 nt
Organism: Durusdinium trenchii
Lineage: Eukaryota; Dinophyceae; Suessiales; Symbiodiniaceae
Source: the annotation of a GenBank genome assembly